Molecule: messenger RNA, 3708 nt
Organism: Ictalurus furcatus (blue catfish)
Lineage: Eukaryota; Metazoa; Chordata; Actinopteri; Siluriformes; Ictaluridae
Gene: cabp1a
Product: calcium binding protein 1a
Exons: 7
Coding region: 46-1203 (385 amino acids)
Molecular function (GO): calcium ion binding
Source: RefSeq, a predicted model, not a curated record
UCUCCUCUCCCUCCCUUUCUCCUAAUCUCUAUUUAGGAUGAACAGAUGAAGCCCAUCAUGAGUCUCUCGCUCCCUAAAAGCGACUCCACCGCUUCUCUGCUCAGAUCUUCCGCGGCAGACCGGAGAUCGCGAGCCCCGGACGAGCCGCUCUGGAGCCCCGAUAGCGACGCGAGCUCGCGCCGUCCGCUCUGCCACCCGGCGCUGCUGCUGCCGUCGCCGCCGGACCGAAAGCGCGCGGCGGGGAAGAGCCAGCCCAAACUGCGCGAGGAUGCACCGGAGCGGACGGGCGCGAGCAGCGGCGGCGAUGGUAGCGGUGGUGGUGGUGGUGGUGACGGUGGAGGAAAAGAGCGCAAGACAUCCAGACACGCGCACCGACACCACCACCAUCAUCACCAUCAUCACAACAAUCAUCACAACCACCACCAUCAUCAUCACCAUAACCGGUCCGCGCGGGACGACCUGCCUCACGAGCCACGCACGAAACACGCUCACGGUGCUCGCGCGCCCAACCGGACUCGGUCUUUUUCCGAGGGCUCGGAAGAGACGGCCUCCACUUCCUCUUCCACCUCGCUUCUGUUCUUCCAGUCCCCCCGGACGCACCGGCGGACAUCCGGAGCCGGGGGACAAGCGCGCGACCCCGACAUGGGCAGCUCGUGCUCACCGGUGCCCGCAGCCUCCACGAGCGCAGCAUCUUCCGACUCAGAUUUCAAACUGCGGCCUAUUCUCAACUCCGUGUUCGGACAGGAUCGAGAGCUGAGACCUGAGGAGAUCGAGGAACUCCGUGAAGCCUUUAAAGAGUUUGAUAAAGAUAAGGAUGGCUUUAUCAGCUGUAAAGACCUGGGGAACUGUAUGAGGACGAUGGGCUACAUGCCCACUGAAAUGGAGCUGAUCGAACUGAGCCAACAGUUCAACAUGAACCUGGGAGGUCAUGUGGACUUCGAUGACUUUGUGGGACUUAUGGGACCAAAGCUUUUGGCAGAAACAGCAGAUAUGAUCGGAGUGAAGGAGCUCAGAAACGCCUUCAGGGAGUUUGACACUAACGGUGAUGGAGAGAUCAGUACAAGUGAGCUGAGGGAAGCCAUGAGGAAACUGUUAGGCCACCAGGUGGGGCAUCGAGACCUGGAGGACAUUCUGAAAGAUAUCGACCUGAAUGGUGAUGGACGUGUAGACUUUGAGGAGUUUGUGCGCAUGAUGUCCCGAUGAAGGAGCCAAAACUUUUGCACACUGCACACUAAAUCCUGACCCCUUACUUUCUGCUGGCUGGAGGAGACGAGACGAGAUGAGGAACGUUAAAACGUUUUAUCACGUGCACGACUGAUCGAUAUGCAUCCGUUCAAUGCGAUAUGCGUCCAAUCAGCGAUCAUCUCACAGGAAACCACACGUGAAAACGUUUUAGCCCGGCUCCGACGAUAACGACAACACUGCUGUAAAGAAAAGCUUUAAUGAGCCUGAAUGAAAAAUAAGAAAAACUGGAAGAAGAAAGCACACCUACGCACACCUACACACACACAAACACCUACACACACACACACACACACACACGUUGUAGCUGAGUGUUUCUGCACUUUUUAACCUUGUCUCAUGUCCAUCUACGUUGUAGAGAACCUCGGUUCUCUCAUUAAUCACGGCAAUAUUGUGUCUGUCUUAAUUUGUCUUGUUUGUGUAUCAGUGUGAGUCUGAGGAGUCUGAGGCAGUGUCCCGAAUGUGUUCUAGCGUUAGUUUAAAGUCGUACUCUGUGAUAGUUUAAUAUCACUCAUUAUAUUUCCAGGAGGAUUAAAGUGUUUACACGCAAUGUUAAAGCUUAUGCAGGGGGAAACUUCUGCAUCACUGCCACUUUAUUCUUCAGAAAUCACAGAGUGUGCCUUUAAAGUGAGAGAUGUCUUGAUGUGUGACGUCACAUCCCUCUCCUCCUCCUCUACACUUCCUCUAGACUCUUAAAGGGACAGUGCAGCGAAAAAAUAAAAAGUCCACAAAGUUUGGCUUUAAUCCACAUCCACUCGAUCUUAACUCAUCUUUAUCACGUCACAUUUCUAACACAAUUUGUACAUAACAGCCUCGAUAAAUAAUAUAUAAGAAAUAUAUAUAAAAGUAACGAAAAGGUUUACUGCAAUUGAACAUUUAUACAAUGAUUCAUAAAGCGCCCCCUGGUGGUGGUGAUGAAGCGUAUACUGCAAUAUGUUUGUCACUUUGCAAACGUUUUAAAUUAAAAUAUGCUUUUAUUACGUUAUAGCCGUUGUAAGAAUUAGCUCAAUGUUCAGUUAUAAAGUUUUGUUUUUAUCAAUAUUGUUUUGUUUUGUUUUAAUGCUAACGGGAUAUGAGCUUUGCUAAGUGCAUGUGAUUUCUCAGUGUUAAUUCUUUGAUGUUUUUUUACACAUAUAAUGUCAAAAUUUUACAUUUUUUACAUACACUUAUUACCACGCCACUUUCUGAGGAAGAAAGAGAUUUUAAAGAUUUUGAACUGUAGAUUUACUUACACAUGCAGACUUAAUGCACAAUGCUAAACUGGUAGCGAUAUGCUACUAUUACUUAUUAGCUAAGGUAGCCUCCUAGCUUCAGAACAAAACUAACAAAGCAAACAGCAGAAACCUACAACUGAAAAUAUCUUGAGGUAAAACUGUGGACGUUUAAUUUUUGGACAAAACUGUUUUGUUUAUUUCAUUCUUGCUGCUCAUGAGUGAAAUCGUUUGGGUCGUUUCGAACGGUGGAUAAUUCACUGCUUUCCACACAAACUUGCGGUCAAUCUUUACUUUAAUUUCUUCAUUAUCACCUAGCGCAUGUGGCAGUGCAGUUUUAGUCUGCGUUUUACUACGCUUCUAGUGCACACUCGCUAACUUCCCCUAACAACCCACCAGGACGUGUGUAUCACCUACGAUAUACGGAUUUGCAUAAAAUCUUGGGUUGAAUUACACAAUCUGACAAUUAUUUAAUAAAAGCCAGAUACCUAAACACAGCAAUGCACUAACGUUAGCCAGCUAGCUAGUCUCCAACAGUAGCUAUCUCAUGUUACAUAGCUAGCCAAGUUCAUAAGCAAGCAGGCUAACAUUAGCUAAACUACAACACUGUGCAGAUAAACUCAUCAGUUGAUGCGAAGCAGGAUGUUCAGCAAUAUAUGGGGAAAAAAGUCUGGUGGUGAUGCCAUGAUAAAGUCUGUGAUCGAGUGAUUGAGUUUAACGUAAGCUGAUAAAUGGAAUUGUGUCAUUCUCAAUCCUUCACACACAAUUCAGUAGAGGUAAUAAAGAUGGCGGACAAGUGAAUUCAACCAAGGGGAAGUGAACGAGGGUGCGAAAGAAAGCCAUAUUGGAACGCAGACUUUAUUCUAGCCCGAAUACUUCACAGAGACGUUUCCUGAAUAAAUUAAAACGACCAAGCAAAUCUCUGAAUCUUGAACGCCGUCUGAUCUCCGUGUCUGUGUGUACGUCAUUUUGGCGUCGACGUUUUGUCAUUUUGAUGUUAUGGCGAUUUGUUGUUAUCUCGUCACGUGUUUGUCGUAGAAAUGCAAUCUGUUGAAUUUCCUGCAUGCCAAAAACACCUCUGCACUCAUGAUGUAACAUAGUGAUUUUAAUAAAUUAUAGCAAAUAAAGUACAUGAAUAAUUCAUGAUUCUGCCUCAUCACCUCUUUAAUGAUUUGACUGUGGGAUUAGAAGACAGGAGGAGGAGGAGGAGGAGGAAGAGAACAAUAUAUAAGGAUAAGAGGAAGGUUGAAGGAUG